Messenger RNA from Cicer arietinum (chickpea), 1316 nucleotides. RefSeq names its product auxin-responsive protein IAA14-like. NCBI's taxonomy places the organism in Eukaryota, Viridiplantae, Streptophyta, Magnoliopsida, Fabales, Fabaceae. Gene Ontology annotation, biological process: regulation of DNA-templated transcription. The record is from RefSeq and is a predicted model, not a curated record. Gene Ontology annotation, cellular component: nucleus.
UCUACAUAUAUCCACGUGUCGACAUGCAACUGGUCUAUAACAUGUUGUUGAAAUAAGCAUGCAGCCACAUAAACAAGUUCCUUAUUAUUGAGGGGGCUAUCACUUUCUCUCUCUUCUAUUCUAUAUAGCCAAAACCAAGCAGCAUUAUAAUACAAGAAGACACAGGAAAUAGGGAAGCAAAAUACUAUAAACACUUUCAGAGUGGAAAAAGUAAAAAGAGUUUAUAUAAUUUUUUGCUAAUUAAUUAAGGUUUGAGUUUUACAUUGAGAAGCCAAAAAUGGCUACUUUGAUUGGAAAGGAGAGUGGUUUGAACUUGAAGGAGACAGAGCUUUGCCUUGGUUUGCCCGGUGGUGGUGGUUCUGGUUCUGAGGUGGAAACUCAAAGAGCUGCUGGAAAGAGAGGUUUUUCUGAGACAGUUGAUCUGAAGCUGAAUCUUCAAUCCAACAAGGAAGAUCUGAAUGACAAUUCUAAGAAUGUUUCCAAGGACAAGACUCUCCUUAAGGACCCUGCCAAGCCACCUGCUAAGGCACAAGUAGUUGGUUGGCCACCAGUGAGGUCAUACAGGAAGAACAUGAUGGCACAAAAGGUUAACAAUAGUGAUCAGGAUGGCAAUGAGAAGACAACAAGUAGCACUACUGCUGGUACAUUUGUCAAGGUUUCCAUGGAUGGAGCACCUUACCUUCGUAAGGUUGACUUGACAAUGUAUAAUACCUACAAAGAUUUAUCCGAUGCCUUAGCCAAAAUGUUCAGCUCCUUCACCACUGGUAAGUAUGGGGCCCAAGGAAUGAUAGACUUCAUGAAUGAGAGCAAGUUGAUGGAUCUUCUUAACAGCUCUGAGUAUGUGCCAACCUAUGAAGAUAAGGAUGGCGACUGGAUGCUCGUGGGAGAUGUCCCAUGGGAGAUGUUUGUUGAAUCAUGCAAGCGCCUGCGAAUAAUGAAAGGAUCGGAAGCAAUUGGCCUUGCACCAAGAGCCAUGGAGAAAUGCAAAAACCGAAGCUGAAGCUGUUCUAAAUCAUAUCCUAUAUCAAAGUCCCAUAACAAAGUGGACCUAUAAGAAAAGAUAUAUGAUGAUCAAGCACUUCUUCCUCUCAUGGAGUGUUGUGAUAGUUUGGAUGUGUCAUGUGUUUUUGUUUUGUUCGUAUAUAGAUUCAAACUUUAAUUUAAAGUAUUUUGUAAUAUUGGACAAGAAGCAAUAAACUUAUAACCUAUAUACUAUAGUUUGCCUUGUUUAUUUAUGUGAUUGCUUCCAAGCUGUCGUGUUUGUUGUGUGCUAAAUAUAUACACUUUGAAUUUUAAUGCAUAUUUUAUUCCCUUAA